CCAAAUGGAGCCUAGAGACGGCGUCUCAGGGGCUCCUGAGCCCUCUCUGGGGAACCCCGUGGCUGCAGCCUCUCGGGGAGGUAGCGUUGGGCAGCGGGAGCGGCCCGGGGGUGCAGGGCAGUGCCUGGAAGCGCGCCCCCGCCCCUGCCCUGGUUUCGGUCCGGGCUCCCCGCCUCCCGACCCGCUCUGCCGGGACCGCGCACGGUGCGCUGGGGGGCGCGCACGCAGGGGGCUGGCUUGCCCGCGGCGCGGGGGAAAGUUGAGUUGGGAGAAGUUGGGAGCGGCAGGGGCGCGCCCCAGGGUGGGCACGGGGGAGUCGUCGGGAGCGCGCGAGGGCGCCGGAGGACGGGGAGAGACCCCCGAGACCCCCGGGCGUGAAGUCCAGACCAAGCGGGUUAUGCCUCCACCUUGUUGCCCUGAAAGCCGCAGUGACAGCGAAAAGGGCUAAGAUUUGGCCAUGAGCAGCGCCCCCCGGCGCCCCGCCUCGGGGGCAGAUUCUUUCUGCACG
Messenger RNA from Nycticebus coucang (slow loris), 508 nucleotides. RefSeq names its product translation initiation factor IF-2-like. The transcript has 2 exons. The coding region runs from base 5 to 448 and encodes 147 amino acids. Lineage: Eukaryota; Metazoa; Chordata; Mammalia; Primates; Lorisidae. The record is from RefSeq and is a predicted model, not a curated record.